Messenger RNA from Cryphonectria parasitica EP155, 813 nucleotides. RefSeq lists its product as uncharacterized. The record is from RefSeq and is a predicted model, not a curated record. Lineage: Eukaryota; Fungi; Ascomycota; Sordariomycetes; Diaporthales; Cryphonectriaceae. The annotation marks the transcript as partial. The transcript is spliced from 3 exons.
AUGGCGUCACCGCGUGCAGCCUUUCCUCCCGGCUAUGCAGACGAGAAUAUCAGCAGUCGAGUUCUCAUUGCGGCGUGUCUCUUCAUCGUCUUGGAGAUUGGAGUCGUCACUUUACGCUGCUGGGCACGCUUCAAAUAUGGCGCAAAGUGGGGUUUUGAUGACUACCUGAUGGCGCCGGCAUUGCUGUUCUGUCUUGGUAUCUGUGCAAUAGGUAUUGUCGAAAUCAAGAUCGCAGGCGUUGGACGACACUUGGAUGUCCUCCUCGCCACCGACCCCGAAGCCGUUGUCAACUGGGCCAAGUGCGGCUACGCCAUCGAGGAGUUAUACUGCCUGGCCGUGGCUUUCCCCAAACUUUCUAUCCUGGCUACAUAUCUACGCAUCUUUACUGAGCGAUCCUAUCGCAUCAUCAGCUACCUCGUGGGCGCCGUCAUCGUCUGUGCUGCCGUCGCGGGCGUCAUCACGUCGCUUGCUUCAUGCCGGCCCUUCUCGGCUCGCUGGAAUCUACAGUUGUACUCUACCAACUGCAUCGAUGCCCCGCGCUAUUGGCAGGGCAUGAGCGUUCCCAACAUCCUGACUGAUCUCAUCAUGCUCGUACUCCCGAUGCCGGUCGUGUGGAAACUGCAAAUGGCAAGAAAACAAAAGCUAGCACUGACGGUGAUACUUUUGUUAGGAAGCAUUGGUAUAGUAGCUAGUAUCAUCCGUCUCACCGUUACGUUUCGCACCACCACGCUGAGUGACGGUACCUGGGUGUCCGCCGAUAUUGCGACGUGGUCACUGAUUGAGCCAGGCUGCUAUUUGGUUGCAUCCUGUCUU